Molecule: messenger RNA, 5363 nt
Organism: Scylla paramamosain (green mud crab)
Lineage: Eukaryota; Metazoa; Arthropoda; Malacostraca; Decapoda; Portunidae
Gene: gish
Product: casein kinase I-like
Exons: 15
Coding region: 283-1881 (532 amino acids)
Biological process (GO): signal transduction; positive regulation of canonical Wnt signaling pathway; endocytosis
Cellular component (GO): nucleus; cytoplasm; plasma membrane
Molecular function (GO): protein serine/threonine kinase activity; ATP binding
Source: RefSeq, a predicted model, not a curated record
GAGUGGCGAGCUCAGGUGUGGGUCAGAGGUGCUGCUGGUGCCUCCCUCUUAUUUAUCCCCUUUACUCCAUUACCCACCGGAAUUGUGCCCGAGGAAUCAGUGUACACGUGCAGUGCGUGGGGGUAUUUGCCGGAAAACAUGAAAAUGGCUCGGGUGUGGCUGGGAUAACCCCGGGAAAGAUGAGAUGAAGUGAGUGUGAGAGGCCGAGAGUGUGAAGUUGGCGGGUGAGGGCCGUUCAUGGUGCUGGGACUGAGGCUUUUUCGAGGCUGAGAGGAGGCUAGGAUGCAGAAGGGGGAGAGGCGAGAGCGUGGAGGCGGCGGAGGGACCAAGGAGCAGGACGAUCCGGCGUCUAGGAGGGUGUCGCGAGCCAGCACAGCUAACAGAACGGCCACCACCAUGCAGCCCGGGUCCCGCACCUCCUCCUCCUCCAACUCCCUGGAGCUCUUCGUGGGGCCAAACUUCAGGGUCGGCAAGAAGAUCGGCUGCGGAAACUUCGGAGAGCUGAGAUUAGGGAAGAACCUCUACAAUAAUGAACACGUUGCCAUUAAGCUGGAACCCAUCAAGGCCAAGGCACCACAGCUCCACCUUGAGUACAGGUUCUACAGGAUGCUGGAUGCCGUAGGAGUCGGCUUUAGGUCCUCAGAUAAAUUCGCUCACCUACACAGCGACAGGCCGAGAGAGGACAAGAAGGAAGAGAUAAAGGAGAAGGAGGAGGAGGAGAAGGAGAGAGAGAAAAGCAGUGAGGUAGAGGGCAUUCCUAGGAUCUACUACUUCGGUGUCUGCGGCAAGUACAACGCCCUGGUGAUGGAGCUGUUGGGGCCAAGCUUGGAGGACCUGUUCGAUAUGUGUGGCCGACGAUUCACCCUUAAGACAGUACUAUUAAUAGCCAUACAAUUAAUUAGUAGAACAGAGUAUGUACAUUCUAGAAGAUUAAUAUAUCGAGAUGUGAAGCCAGAGAAUUUUCUCAUAGGAAGAAGCUCCACUAAAAAAGACAAGAUUAUAAACAUCAUAGAUUUUGGUCUAGCAAAGGAGUACAUUGAUCCCACCACCAACAAGCACAUCCCUUAUCGGGAGCACAAGUCCCUGACGGGCACGGCUCGCUACAUGUCCAUCAACACACACAUGGGCAAGGAGCAGUCCCGCAGAGAUGACCUGGAGGCUCUCGGCCACAUGUUCAUGUACUUCCUUCGCGGGUCCCUCCCCUGGCAGGGACUCAAGGCAGACACCCUUAAGGAGCGCUACCAGAAGAUUGGAGACACCAAGAGAGCAACUCCCAUUGAAGUUCUCUGUGAGAACUAUCCCGAGGAGAUGGCGACGUACCUGAGAUAUGUACGGCGGCUUGACUUCUUUGAGACUCCAGAUUAUGAUUACCUCCGAAAGCUGUUCCAGGACCUGUUUGAGCGGAAAGGAUAUGUGGACGAUGGGGAGUUUGACUGGACCGGCAAGACUAUGCCAGCAGAAUAUUUAUCAAACAUGAGACAGCUAAGAAUUGCUGCUCCGUCUGAUAGAGUGAAAACUAGAUCGGAUAAGUCCACACCUGUUGGGUCAACGCAGACAGGGACUGAAGUCAUUGUAUCUCCGAGCAGAGAGAACCGAGAGAGGCAUCCCACAGCCACUAAGGGCGGCACCAAGGGUACGGCAGCCUGGCCCGAAACCCCCAAGCAGGCAAGCAACAUGUUAGGCGGCAACCUCACCCCUGCAGACCGCCACGGCUCCGUCCAGGUUGUGAGUUCUACAAAUGGGGAGCUUGGGCCUGAUGACCCUCUGGCCGGCCACUCCAACACCCCCAUCACUGUCCACCAGGAAGGAGACACGUCAGAUGAAACAAAAUGUUGCUGUUUCUUCAAAAGAAAGAAGAAGAAGGCUGGGCGUGGCAAGUGACUGGCAGUGGUGCAGUGCUCCCCGGAGAGAGAAGCCAUUGCGGUGCUGCUGCCAGCCUCACAGUCGCAGUCCAAUGAGAGCAUCCUCAACCCUCAGGCACCGCCACCAGGGGGCGGGCAACAAGCCAACCCCCACAAGCACUGAUCACUCGACCAUUACCUCAUCACCACCGGAAGCGCUGCAUCUCCAGUGUAGUCAAGUACUUGCCUCUCAAGAUGUGGAAUGGAGCCUCAUGCUUACAUCUGUGUUGUGUAAAAAUUUGUUGUGACCCCAUCCAGCACAUUUAUGUACUGUUAUGCCUGUGCUGAGAUGAGCCGUGUGUACCAGGAGACGGUGGGUGGUGGCCGAGCCUUACAACUUGGUCCGGUGAUUCUGCUUAUAUAUUUUGCUGUACACACAUCUGGAGUGCUGGAAGAUGGUUUGCCAAAGCAACUUUUAUUUUGGACAACCUAUAUUGCAUCUGUGUGGAAAGGAUUCAUAGAGAAAUUAUUUUCAGCACCUUGAUCUUAAUGGACACUGAGCUUAAUGUAGAAAAGAAGUGUGCAAUAAAGAUAUACUCAGUUCUAUACUUCAUUAGAUGGUGAUUGCUCUCGGCAGAAAUCUGUUUCCUGUAACGAAGAAGAAAACAUUUUGUUGCCAGACAGAUUGGACCUGAAGAGGGCUGAGGUGGUGGUGGUGGUUAUGGCAAGUUGGAGGUCACUAAGAGUUGCUUAGUUUGGAUUGAAGCCCAUGUUCCCUGGGAUUCCCCUUCCCCCCCAUCCACACACACACACACACACACACACACACACACACACACACACACACACACACACACACACACACACACACACACACACACACACACACACACACACUCACACUAGGCCUAGCCUGUAAAAGUGGUAAGUGCAGUCCUUUCUUGCUUUUGUGACUCAUCAGUGUUUUAUUUUACCUAUUUAUAAUGAAUACUGGGAUGCUCAUUGACGGUCACACAAAGCUGAAAGCGACUGACUUAGUCACACGUUCUGUGAUUAUUACUCAUGACGAGUUCUGCUGCUCGUUCACUCCAUCUACCAAAAAGCGAAUGAACUAUUGUGCUUUGAGGAACUUUUUUAUUUAUUUAUUUUUUGUUUUUUUUUGUUUUUGUUUUUUUACCAAGUGACAUCCUAUUUCCUUUUGUAUUUAGUUGCCUUGGGGAGGUACUAGUGUUUACACAUUUUGGGACAACACUUGUUUAGAUGUAGCUUGGUGGAAGCAAGUCAUGACCAAGGGAAAUGGGAUAUAUAUUUUUUUCUAAUGUCCCUGUGUUGGUACCAAACUGCAAUCCAAUGUCAUAGCUAUAUAAUCUUAAUAUUAUUUUACCUAUAAAAUUAUAACAAAAUAUAUUUGCUUAAAUUCUGAACAAGCAGUGUUGAUUCUCAAUAUUGUUGAAGGUCGGCCAUCAAGGAAAAAGGCCAACAGUACAGUGAAACUGUCAGUGUUUCAAGCUUUGUGGAACAAGGAGGUCUUGAAAACAUGUGGAGUUCCCAGUGCAAAACAGACAGAGGCACCGGCUGAAACACAUGACACUCAGCAGUCCCGUGUCUGGGGGUUAGUGGACCAAGGGUCAUGCAAGGAGAAUGGGCCACCACUUGGAGCGGGGCGGUAGUCAAGCGGUAUUACCAUACCAAGAGGAAGUGGCAAAAAUAAACAUUGUGCAGCAGUAACAUCUAUUUACUAACUGUUGGUUAUUAUUUAUGUAGGAACUGAUAACAAAGAAAGUAAAAAACAGAUGUAUUACAGGCAUAUAAUUAUUCCAAUUUUUCAUUACUUUGCUAGUCCUGAGGCUUUGGAAACGUGCACAGUGGAAGGUUGGAUGAGUGUUGGGAAAUUCACCUGAGUAGACAUGGAAUGACAGUGGUCUUUCAUGGUCUUGAAGUAUUUUCCUCCUGACCUUGUGUUACACCAUGAUCUCGUGCCCCAGGGCUUGUGUUGGCAGUGUCCGGCCUACCUUCUGUUGUUAGGGAGCUUUGUGGCAGGGUAGGGACUUAUGAUAUUUUUAUGUUUAACACUUCGUCAGAAUAGAAAACUCUUAGCCACAUAGAAAACAAUAAGUAAAGGAAUUGUUUUUGUCAUCCAAAGCUUUCAUUCAUUUGUUUUAUUAUUUCCAUUAAUAUAAAUUAUUUUAUUCUUAUAUCCAUCCUUGGGCACCUUUUUUUUAUCAUCAUCUUUUCUUUUAGAUUCCUCCUCAUUCUCUCUUUUGUUAAGAGAGGUCAUCAUUGUCUUUUAUUUGUUUUUGUCACAAUUGAUAUUGCCUGUUGAGGCUCUUGUAUUUUCCUAAUGGUCACUUCAGCUGUGUGGACUUGCCUACAUAUGGUCACAUUCUUGCUCACAUUUUAUGGAUGUAGUGAGGAAACUAAUAUAUUUAGGUGUAUAGAAAUAUUUAUUGAAUGCCAGUUAUCAGGGAAUACUGGUGUAUGAAUAUUAUUGCAUCUUAUUCUGUGCUGAAGCCAUUUUAUUCUGUCCAGUUUUUUAGGUAAAAGUUUGACAUCUUGCUGCUGAGCUCUUAGAAAUAGUGACCUGGUCCACAGACAAGUGAGUACAAGGCAAACAAUAAGCAAAGUGUAGUACUGUAUUGCCUUCCUUCACACUGGUGCUGAUGCCAUCUGCAACACACAUUGUGGUGGGUGUGGGUCCCAGUAAGGGCCACAGAUUUCAUUCUGAAAUGAGGACAGAGAAUGGACCCUGGACUGAAGGAGUAGCUCGUGGUGCCAGAUGGCUGAGGUGCCACAACAGCUGGCACGAUGGACCCUGCAACAAGUAAGGAAGAAAUGGGUAGCAGCGUAGCGCUGGCGGCAGCAGCACCACCACCAGUGUUAUCACCAUCACCCAUUAUGCACUGUCAUCAGCAAUGAUAAACUUUAGUAAUAUACUGGUUUUAAUCAUUUUUACACCUUCAGUGUACAUAGAAGUUAUUAAAGUUUGCUGUUGUUUUAAGUUGAGUAUUGCUGAUGCGAUGACAAACCAUUUUGUAGGAAGCCAGGCUGAUGUGAUCAUCCCUCUACCGUCACCAUAGGUCUUGGCCGUCAGUGUCAUGUAUAUAUGUGAUUAUUCAUGAGCAAGUGGCUUGCUUCUCUAUGGAGGUCAGUGAUCAUGUUCGAGUGCGUGUGUGAGUGGAGACGGUAGUGUCAUCUGUGAUUUUCUCACUAGGAAUUAUCUGAAUGCUAAUUAUGAACUAAGUUGAGUAAGCCAAGUCACAAGAGCCUGUCACCCAUUUUUGGAAGUCAGCAAGUAGUAAGUUUUUUGUAUAAUUUCGGAUAUGGAUGUAACCUAUGACGGUCCAUUGAAGAUAGCCAUAGUGUAUUUCAUCUUUCUAUGAAGUUGUCCUGUGGUUUGUAAGGAUGAAGGAAAUCACUUGUUUGCCUGUAUGGAACAUACUGCUUCAAUGUGCUGUUAAUAAUAAAACUCAGCAUUUGUAUCCGUAUAAUCCAUAUAACUGGAAGAAUAUAAUAAUACUGUUG